CUUCACCUUGCAGCUCGACAGGGGAAGGCAGAUGUGGUUCAAAAGCUUCUUAUACAAGGGGCCAUUAUUGAGGCCAAGGAUAAAUAUGGCGGCACACCACUUUAUGAUGCAGUUUAUGGCGGAAAAGAAGAUACGGCCAAGUUGCUGCUUGACAAAGGAGCUAAAAUUGAAAGUCCGAGAAAUAAUGGCCAUGCAAUUCUUCAUACCAUGGCUGCCGAGGGACGCGCAGAUAUGGUUAAAUUUCUUCUCGGCCGUGGAGCUAAGAUUGAAGCCAGGACGAAUGACGACGAGACUCCACUUGGCCUCGCAAUUAAGAAUAACAAAACAGACGUGGCCAAGUUACUGCUUAGUCGAGGAGCUAAUAUCAACGCCCGGCGGACGAGGAAUGGUUGGACCGAACUUCAUUACAUGGCUUCUCAAGGAAAAAUAGAUGGAGCCAAAUUUCUUCUUGACCAGGGAGCUAAUAUUGAGGCCAAGACGAAUAAGGGUAACACACCACUUUUUCUUGCAAUUAGGAAUAAUGAAACAGGUGUGGCCAAGUUACUGCUUAAACGAGGAGCG
This is a messenger RNA of Trichoderma harzianum CBS 226.95, 561 nucleotides long. RefSeq lists its product as hypothetical. Gene Ontology annotation, cellular component: nucleus; cytoplasm. The transcript has a single exon. The annotation marks the transcript as partial. The record is from RefSeq and is a predicted model, not a curated record. Gene Ontology annotation, molecular function: protein binding. NCBI's taxonomy places the organism in Eukaryota, Fungi, Ascomycota, Sordariomycetes, Hypocreales, Hypocreaceae.